Actinia tenebrosa (Australian red waratah sea anemone) is the source of this 2003-nucleotide messenger RNA. RefSeq lists its product as uncharacterized. The record is from RefSeq and is a predicted model, not a curated record. Gene Ontology annotation, cellular component: cytosol. NCBI's taxonomy places the organism in Eukaryota, Metazoa, Cnidaria, Anthozoa, Actiniaria, Actiniidae. Gene Ontology annotation, molecular function: nucleic acid binding; single-stranded DNA 3'-5' DNA exonuclease activity.
AUCCGAAGCGCAUCUUGUCUUUCUUUACUGACUGCCAUCUUUAAAGCGUUCCUCAAAAUAAGGCAAUUUCUUCCCUUAUUUCCCAUCAAAUUCAACCAAAAUGGCUGGAAAUCAAAAGUUUCACAUCAGUAAGUGAGCCUAGAAGAAGAAAUUAAGUAACCUAUCUCCGAAAUCAACCAAGGAGAGCCUUGCAAAGUACCUUGGAUUAGAUGCAACUCCAUACUUACGAUCAUCCAGCUGGGUCGAUCUGCCACUUGACAAGUCGGGCAAGUCUUUAGGUUUUGCAUAUGUUAAUGUCCCCACUCAUCUUGGGACCCACAUGACUGAUCUAAAUAACACCAAGUAUAUGGACAAGAGGAUAGUUGUUCAGCCAGUUUAUGGCAAGGGUAGCCAGCCAUCUAUGUAUUCUAGCCCAAAUGUUUUUGUGCCAUUCGAUAUGGCAAAUUAUGCCAGUGGCGCUUGGCCCAGACCAGGAAAUAUUCGUAACCGAAGGUACGGUGGACAUCCAAUAUCCUACGAACAGGUGUCUAUCCCAGUGGAAAAGAAGCUGGCUCUCAUUGAUGUAGCCAUCAAUUUAACAAAUAAAAUCUUCUCUCUGGAUCUAGACUUUGUACUCGACAGAGCACUUAAUGCUGGCAUAGAGAAGAUGAUCCUAACAGGCAACACUAUUCAAAUGUCUGACAAAGCAGUCCUGCUUGCAAAUCGUCACCCAGGUUUUAUUUAUGCUGGUGUUGGUAUUCACCCACACUUUGCCGAAAAACAAUGGAAUGCAAAAACUCUUGAAGUCAUGAAAAGACUGGUUUCAUUGCCAGAAGUAGUUGCAGUUGGUGAAGUGGGCUUGGAUUUCCACAGAAACUACUCCAAGCAGGAAAACCAAAUAGAAGCUUUUGAAAAGCAGGUUGAAUUGGCCUGCGAGUUUAAGAAGCCUCUUCUUGCACAUGAGCGUGCAGCCCACCAGAAAUUCAUGGAAAUCCUAAGCAAGUUCAGGGGUCGUCUGCCUCCUAUCGUGGUUCACUGCUUCACUGGAACAAAACAAGAAAUGAAAACUUAUGUAGCAAUGGGCUUUUAUAUUGGAAUUACAGGGUUUAUUUGCAAAGAAAAAGUUGGGAAGAACCUGAGAGAAGCCAUUGCAGACUGCCCUCUGGAUAGAAUACUACUAGAAAGUGAUGCCCCAUACAUGAUCCCUAAUGCACCAAUCACAGAUCUUGAUAGCGUAUGCCGAUCUUUGAUCUCAAAAUGCAAGACUGGAAGAAAUGAGCCUUGUACUCUUCCCGUUGUGGCUUACACUGUUGCUAAGUGCCUUGAGGUUGAUGUUGAGGAGGUUACGAAGGCAACAAUGGACAAUGCUAAUAGAGUAUUCAAUUUGACGAAUACUACACCUGUAGACGAGGAAAGCUAAGGUGUAAAUUUUUUACAAAAUAUAAAGGAUUACUGGAUUAUUCACUUAUGAUUACCAGUAAACAAGGUAUAUCUUGAUUACAGAUAUUACCAAAAUACAGUUUCACAUUCAAUCAUAUAAAACUAUAUUUAUGUUUAAAUUCGGUUUAGAAAAAUUACGCGAGAUAAUUAAAAUGGAUUUGUUUGUUCAAAGGUUUUGAAAAAUUAUCCCCAAAAAAUUAGAAAAAAAUUAUACAAAAAUGUUAUGUUAUGAAAUCAAGUAUCAUUCCUUAACAAUGGAAAUAUUAUUAACAUUUGGAAUUUUAGAAUUUUCCAAAGACAAAACAAAGAGAAAUCCACAAAACUAGAUUAAUAAAACUAGUGUUUAUUGAAAAUGUUACUUAGUUUAUGAAGAGUUAAAAAAAACAUAUAACAAAAUUCUAAUAAAUCUUAGCUUUACUUCAAACCAAUAUGUCACAGCACAGCCAUCACUACAUAGACCUUUUCUGAGUUUCAAAAAUAUGAUGCGUUCUGGUAUAGCUUGGGUUACUACAAACAACACCAUUUAAUGAUAAGUUUAGCUUUUAAUAAUAGAUUUAAAAUGAAUAAAAAACGCUACUAAAUUA